CGCCACUUUCUCUUCACGACACUGCUACCGCAUCUAGCCUCUCGUAAUGAACACUUUCCAGACUUUACCGAUCACAAUACGUGAGCAGAUCUAUCAAGAGCUGCUCACCUACACUCCAGCUGUAUACGACGAGCCGUACUACUCAGAGGCUCAGAUGGGAAGUAUCGAAACUUCAAGCACCAAGGGCUGCUGCUUAGAUGUACCUCCCCAGGCGUCCGCACCCUCAUCGCCGUUAUGUAAACUGCUCACAUUGAGCCGACAAAUUAACGCAGAGAUCUUCCAGUUUUUGAGACGUCAACUGUGCGUGGUUGUCAAGAGCAAUCACCCAUGGUUUAUCCGGAGCACAUUUGACAAAAGAUUGCCCGUGUUGCGUGGACAGGAUUCCCGCGACCAUCUUAUGGAGUGCCCGCGCGUACCACUUAUCUCACAACUGCAAUCUUGCGAUGAGACAGUCAAGAAGGACUUUUCAGGUUUUCCUGUGGCAAUGGAACUCGAAUUCCACGUACCCUGUUCCAUGCGCAACCGCUAUCCUAUGGAGAAUACGUCGUGUUUCUUAAUGCCAGCUUCGAGCUUGCCGAUUUUGAUCCUAAUUGGCAAACAUGGUAGCAGUCGCGGGCGGUGUAGAGACACUUCUCUAAAUGUGUCGCUUUUCGAGACAUUCUCACACACGCACGAACGAGCCCAGGAGAUACUCAUUGACCCUCUGCUGGUUCCCACUUCCGCCCGCGCUAGAUUCUUCAUUGUCAGCACCAAUAACAUGAUCACUUCUCCUUGGGCCAUGAAGUUAAGGGAGCACCUGAUGGGAGAACGGCCUGCUAGUUACUAUCUUGACCAUCUGGACACUACCAAGUACGCCCGUAUGGCUUAUGUAUAUCUUUUCGACUACAUACGCAACGACACAUCGGAAUACGACACAGUGCAUGAAUUAUGGCUUCGGACUUGCGAACUCGCUGCAACAGAAAUACAGACCCUCUGCCAUCGCGCAGGUGUCUUUGAACCGAAAGGGGAGGGCUCAACGGGUUUACCCAGGAACGAGAGAAGUAUCGCAACUCCAAGAACCUCAGCGAGCUCAUCUGACAGUACGGCAUUGCUCCAGAAAGCGCGCAAGGUUUCUGAAGAGAUGACCAUCUUCUUAUCGAAUAAGGUAAGUUCUGGCUGUACGAACUGCAUGUGAGACAUACACUGACUUCGCACGUCUACCUCUGCAGCCCAUGUGUGCGCAAGAAACGUCGCUAGCUUCAGAGAGGGUGCAGCUACCAAUUAGCAAGCACAAAUCUCUGUUGAGCUUCAGGGCACAUAUCGUUUGCAAAGCACUUGGGGAUAUAGACGCCGCCAUUGGAUACCUCGAGGAAGCGAUCAAAUAUGACCCUAACUGUGCAGAGAGCCCAGUGGACCGACCCCAACGUAGAUCCAUUAAUGGUCUACCUCCUGUUUGGAUGAGACUUCGACUAGUUUGGAGGCGACCGCAGAAUGGCGAAGCAUACCUAGUAAAGCAUCCAGUGCCAAUGCUGGACGAACUGAAAGCC
Alternaria rosae is the source of this 1526-nucleotide messenger RNA. RefSeq lists its product as uncharacterized. Lineage: Eukaryota; Fungi; Ascomycota; Dothideomycetes; Pleosporales; Pleosporaceae. The record is from RefSeq and is a predicted model, not a curated record. The transcript is spliced from 2 exons. Bases 47 to 1174 code for a protein of 375 amino acids.